Lonchura striata (white-rumped munia) is the source of this 7249-nucleotide messenger RNA. It is a transcript of the gene TMEM179, whose product is annotated as transmembrane protein 179. Lineage: Eukaryota; Metazoa; Chordata; Aves; Passeriformes; Estrildidae. The record is from RefSeq and is a predicted model, not a curated record.
AGCCAUUCCCAGGGGCAGCUCGGGCUGCGGGAGAGGGAAAAUCCUUGUCCAGAGGAGGCAUCGGACCGCACUGCAUUGCAUUGCAUUGCACUGCGCAUCCUCCCUCCCUCCUUCCCUCCCCACCGCCUACUGCUGCAGCCUCCCUUCCUCCCUCCAUCCCUCCAUCCUCCCAUCGCUCCCUUGCGUCUCCCACUCCUGCAUCCCUCUCUUCUACAUCCCUCCUCCCGCAUCCCCCCGUCCCUCCCGCAUCCCUCCUCCCGCAUCCCUCCGUCCCUCCCGCAUCCCUCUCUCCACCCCUCCCUCCUUCCCUCCCUCCCUCUGCCUGCGCAGAGCCGCGGACAUGGCGCUCAGCAAUUUCCUCUUCGCUCAGUGCAUCUGCUAUUUCCUGGCCUUUCUCUUCAGCUUCAUCGUGGUGGUGCCACUCUCCGAGAAUGGCAACGACUUCCACGGCCGCUGCCUGCUCUUCACCGAGGGCAUGUGGCUCAACGCCAACCUGACGGUGGAGCGGCAGCGCUUCACGGUGCAGGAGUGGGGGCCUGAGGCCGCUUGCCGCUUUAGCAUCUUCACCGGGCUCCUCUCCCUGCUGCUGGCCACAGUGCAGGCCUGGAGGACCCUCUUCUUCCUCUGCAAAGGGCACGAGGACUCUUUCUUUUACGCCUUCCUGAAUCUGCUGAUCAGCGCCUUUGUGGUGUUCAUCACAUUUAUUGCCAGCACUAUAGUGAGUGUAGGAUUUAACAUGUGGUGUGAUGCAAUUACUGAAAAAGGAAGCAUGCCAAAUAGCUGUGAAGAAUUGCAGGAUAUAGAUCUUGAGCUGAACUUGGAAAACUCUGCUUUCUAUGACCAAUUUGCUAUUGCACAGUUUGGUCUCUGGGCUGCCUGGCUGACUUGGCUGGCAAUUACCAUUCUGGCUUUCCUGAAGGUCUAUCACAACUACAGACAGGAGGAUCUGCUAGAUAGCCUGAUCCAUGAGAAGGAGCUGCUGCUAGGAAGAUCCCCUUCACGAUCCUCUUUGCAAGAUGACAAAAGUGGCAUGAUCUAAAGUGUAAGCAAAUUUCCAGGGCAGGAUCUAGAUUUUAUUAUUCAGUAAUGUGAGCUGAAGCUGAGUCAGGGUAUUGAGUGUGUGAGACCUUUUCUUUUCCUGAAAUGAAAUGCAAUUGUGAAUCACUCACUUCCCCCAUGAGAAAUUGCUGGCAGAAAUAGUGAUAUUAGGAUAAAGAGAAUGAACUGCCCUAUGUGCCUGUGGCACAGCAAACUUUCUGUCCUGUGCAGGCAAAAUUUUUAACCUGCCCUUGUCAGCAGAGCUCCCAUGUGCCAUCGCUGGCUUUUGCCACAGGGGCCAUUUCUGAGAACUGAGCUGGCAAGCCCAGGCUACAAGAUCCAGGCUAUUUCUUCAAACUAUUCUUCAAAAUAGUUGUAACUGGAGCUGCUUUCAGUCCUUUUCCUCCCUUUUGCCAAUGAAGCUGCCCUUGUUCUGUCUAUUCUGGGAAGCUGCAGCUCUGGUUUGGGUGCAGGCUGUCACUGUCUCUGCUUUUGCUGUGUAUGGAUGCAGUGCUGGUGAACACAUUGCUCCUGCUCUGAUUUUAUUCAAAACAUAGAGACCUGUGUUCCAGACUUGAUAUUUAAUAUUGGACAGUGUUAAUGAGUUCCAUGAAACCCGUGUAUUAUUAUAGCACCUGCCAAAUACUGUGUAUAAUAUGGAAGGAUGAUGGAGAACAUUUGUGGUUUUGUUUCUUCUUAGAUUUUGGCAUAACCAGCAUUUAUUAUGUCUCCUAAAGUGAAGUGUAGCUAGAAAUUGCUGAAGCUUGCAUACUAAUAAAUUAAGCUGAAUAGAUAGUAUUAAUGCUUGUGCAUUUAUAAAUGUGACUUGGUCCCUAACAUUGUAUACUAUUCUGUUUUGAAUAUUAGAAUUUAUUUGUGAUAUUUAUUUCAUAUAGGAUAUGAAAAAUUACUUUAAGCAUUUGCAUUGUCGGUUCUAUAUAUAAGCACAGGCAGGAGUUAAAACAGCUGAGUUAUUUUAUAGGUAGUGCAGUGCUGAAUGGGUCCAUUCUCUCCACUCAUGGGCAGGAGUUCCAGGGCAGGUGAAUUUUGCUGUGAAAAGGAAGAAUAAUUGCUAUUUACACAAAGCUCACUGGUGACUGUGUUGUUGCUUUCCGUAUUGCUUGGCCAGUGCUUCAACAAAUGAGGUGGAUUGUUGAGAUUAGAGGUAGCUCUGAUAAUUAAGAAGAGUCACUCAGAGGUGUGUGGGAUUUGCAUGGCAGAGUAGUAAAGCUGUACUAGGAUUAAGCAUUUAUCCCUAGGUACACAUUGCACAGAAGACCUCAAAUCAGCAGAAAACUUAGGCAAACAACUAAGUUUGGACUGAAGAUUUUUUGGGAAUAUGCUGACUCUGGCUUUGGUACCUGUGUUUGAGUUGAGACUGAAUUUAUUGCAACAGAAGUGCAAACCACACAGGAUUAUAUGACCUGGUAAAUCAGAAUGAGGGGAGAGAGGACAGCAGCCUUCUACCACAUCAGAGCUCAAGCCUGGGGUUAGCACAACAAUGCAGAUUUACUGUUGUCUUCUAGGGACUCUCUGAUGCUUAGUUAAAUACCAGUUUAAGCAUUUCAUUGAAACAGAAUUUGAUGUCAUGAAAAAUCCCUCAAUUAUUAAGCAUUUUAAGGCAUAAAAUCUGACAUUGUAUUUAACUGCCAAAAUGUUCUCAUAGGUUUAGAGAAAAAGCCCUCCAUGGGCCCUAAGUAGUAAGCCAGCCAUGUGAACAUUGAUUAUAACUCCAGCUGGCCACACUUCUCUGUAGAGAGGCCUUGUUCUUCAGCAUGAUUUCUGCCCACAAGAGAAUUCAAUUCAUUUGAAAGCUUUGCACCAGUGGCUUUUUUUUUGUAGUUGGAAGUUGACAUCUGAGGAGUACGCCUGGAGAGGGAAUCAGAGAUCAAGUUAAUUAAUGCCAACUUAAAAUUCAGAUAUCAGGACUGUCAGAGUGCCUUUUUAAAAAUUCUUUUGGUCUAAUAGUUUGGAUAUUAAGAAAAGUCUCUUCACUGAAAGGGUUGUCAAGUACUGGAACAGGCUGCCCAGGGAAGUGGUGGAAUCACCAUCCCUGGGUGUAUUUAAAAGAAAGGUAGAUAUGGCACUGAGGGACAAGGUUUAGUGGUGGCCUUUGCAGUGCCAGGUUAAUGGUUUGACUGGAUGAUCCUAGAGGUCUUUUUCAACCUAAAUUACUCUGUCUCUAGUAGGAGAUAUACUCUUUCUAGUACCUGAGUCCAUUGCCAGGGAAUGACCUUCUUUAUACCGUGAAAAAGAGUUUGGGUCUUAUAAGUUAGCCUAUUUCCCCAGUUUCUCCAGUUGUAAAAGGCAGUCUCACUUUCAGUCAGCAGUGAUGUCUCUUCCCACAAAUUACUUCAGUGCAUGCCUUACUCCUUGUGUGGAACCGUGAUGCUGCUUUGUAUAAUAUAUUUUAUGUAUAUGCCAAGUCAGGCUGAGGCUGAAGUGACAUGUGGGUUGGGACCACUGUUCCUGGUGUUGCCUGAGGGUUUGGAGAGCCCUGAGGCAGCAGAUAACAAGUGUCUGCUUGUGGUUCUUGCUCUGAGGUAGGUACCAGAGCCCAAGCUUUGUCUCUGGUUCUGAAAGAGAGGAUGCUGCUUCUGGGCGAGGCUCUCUGGAGCUCAUGCUCUCUUCUACCUCUCCUGUCUCAAGGUCUUUUUCCUCCUUUCCACUUCCAUGAGAAGCAGCAAACACUAGUCCUGGGUUUGGAGUUGCUAUGCAAAAUGAUAAAAGGUUGAAGCUCUUUUGUGAGUCCCAUGUGAAUGGGAGUGUUUUUCACAGCUUUCCCAUGUCAGUCUGCUUUUCACAGCUUCCCUGCCUUGGCCAGGUGGGGUGAGGCUGGUAAUCCCUUGCAAGUAUCAGUGAUGCUUAAAAGCAAAGCUGUUUUUGGUGGAAGCCCCUGUGUGAGUCAGAAGGCAGAGCAUGGAGUGAGCAGCUCUCUGGCUGACCCAUGGGGAGGAAGGGUAUCCUGCAACUCCCAGGUUUUGGACACACUUGGUGUUUAUUUGCACUAGGUUUUCUGCAACCUCUUUUCCUAAAGCUUAGGCACUCAGGCCAAGCUGGUGAUGCCAAGCUGGAAAUGUGUUAGAAUUGUGGUAUAAUUUAUGCACACAUAAAUACCUACCUGUGCUCUCUCUCAUGCACUUCUCUAUUUUGUACAUUUCUGAUGUCUAAUUUUAGUCAUCCAUUGCCAACCAGCACAUCAUGGGGCUGAGUCAAAUUUUGCAUUUCUGUGACAUUUCAGUACCUUUAAUUUGCCAUGUCCAAAGGCAAUGUCUGGGAACACUCUAGCAAGAGUUGUAUUCAAAGAACUAGAACACUGUGUGGUACUUAUACUUGUAUUUAUUUAUUUAUUUAUUUAUUUAUUUAUUUAUUGUCACAUGGUGCAAGGGGAGAAAGCUUUGUGGCCUUUCCAAGGCAGUGGGCUGUUGCCACACCAUUAUUCUGUUGUACCAAAUAUAUUCUCUGGCUACCAUCUGUGGCUGGAUUCCCCACCAAUGCUCAACCAGCAGUCCUCAUUGAGCUAGAAGAAUCUAAUCUCACAAGUGUCAUCUGAGCUUUUAGAUCAAUAUUUAUUUGUCACACUACGACACGAAAUAGCUCACACAUGGACACGAGAUGCAAAAGAAGGAAGAAAAGAACCAAAAGAGAGACUUUAUAUUUUGAUUCUGCAAUAUAUACAAUUUCAAAAGUGACAGUGGAUUGGAGGAUGAAAUUGUCACCUCUCCAACCACACUGGCCAAACCCAACAGUCCAUCAAUUCUCUCCACCCACAAAGAAGAAUGUAAAACAAUCACUGUUCAUAUGAACAGUGAGAGAAAGUUCCAGUAGAAAUAUGUAAACACCAGAAGGCAUAGAAAACUUUCAGAAGAACUUUAAAUCUCUCAAAAUAACAGGGUGACAUUUAUUAUUAUUUUUUAUAAUGGAGAAACAAUUGCAGCCAUCUUUUGGAACAGAAUUUCCUUAUGAGUGCAUUCGUGCUCAAAUCAUCUUAUACCACUAACUCAUAAGGCAUCUUUCAACUAGGAAAUUUCAGGGAGAAUCACAAAAAUAAGAGCAUGAUGAUUAACUGCAAUACCUUAAGGACACAUUUGUACUAUAGCAGUUAUUCUAUGGUCCCUUAAAAAAGGAGGUGUUAUAAUAACCAGUGAUUGAUGAUUGAAUGUACAGACCUUGUCAUGAAAACAUUCUCUGUGUAUGUACAAUGCACACAAAUAAAUGCCAGUUCCACUGCUCUUCUGUGAUGUGGAUAUAGGCUCUUCUCUAAACAAUCAGCUUCAGCUGAAGUAGUUGUUAGAAUGCCUUAAAUUUCUACACUAGCUUUUACUUAGCACUGGGACCUGUGCAAUGACAAUUAUGAUACCCAGUUAUGAUUCCCAGAGGUGGAAUUGAUGUGGGCAGAGUAGGAAAGCACUGGCCAAUGCAUAACCUGCCAAAGGCUGAGAUGAGUUUCUCAUGUGGGUUUGCAGGUGUUUUAAUUCCUCCCUUUUAUCUGAAUACUGUCCUGCUGCUGCCCUAAAUGAAUCCAGUUAGGAACAGAGUCAGAUUUCCCUUCAAGGCCUUCACUCCCCAGUAUGGAACACUGCUGAUUUAACCUAGGUAGUGUUCAGGAUGGAAGCAGAGGUGCAAGGAAGUGGAGCUCACGCUCACACUUCACAGUCAUGUUGCACACAAACCUGCUAUUGGGUGGACGUGGGUUUUGUCAUCUCCCUUUUCCAAAGCCUUCUCUCUUAUAUUUCAUGUAAAAUCACUUUUAGCAUUUAAAUUAUAACUUAAGCAAAAAUCCAGACAGCAAUUUAUACUGGAAAGACUGACAGUAUUUUGUGGAAAACCAAUCUGGAUUAUGACAAAACUUUGGGGUUUUUUUCUUUAUCAAUGGCCCAAGUAUCUGUGAGCAAAUGAGCAUCCUGGCUGUGUCCAGAUCCUAAAUCUGUGCCUCAGACCACUUCCUUUGCGGGUGGAAACAGCCCAUUUUUAUCUCUCGGAAAGUUUGCUUUGGAGACCACAAAUAUCCUUUUCUUCUGCUUAGGGAAUCUGGUAAGAGAGGAAGGCUUUACCUGCAGUGACAAAAUGCUCAUGUAACUUCAUAAGCACAGAAACUGGUUAAAAACUAUUUCUGUUAAUGGCACUAGUGCCUUGAAGUACAUUUCUAUUUUUGUCCUCCAUAAGGAAGAAAACUAUCCUGAGUUUACUUCAGUACUCACAUAUAUGCACCUAAAUUUUUGUUUAUUUUUAAUGGAUUUUUAAAAAAUUACAAAAUUCAACUCAGUGAUGCAUGAUGUUGAGAACUGCAUAGAAAAGAGCACUUUGAUGCUCUCUUGAUGUAGAAGAGAACUGCACUCUCUCAGAAAAACUAUCAUUUGUUUCUGAGCAAAGAGAAGGUUAGAACAGAAUUUAUUUAAGAUAUAUCAAGUACUGCUUUAUUUCAGUGCAGGCACUUUAUGAAUAAUGUUUUUCCAUCCUGUUGUUGGGAAGAGUAUUAGCAAAGCCAUGCUUUCUCUUUAGUUUUUUUUUGUCCAUGCCAAAGAGUGUAAAUGAACUGCUGUUGUAAACACAGAUUAAUGUGAAUGUAUUCACCCAUGUGCUUAAAGAUCUUUACCUCUCACAGCUAUUUUAACUUCUUGAACUGUUAUUGCACACAGUAGACAAAAAAACCUGAAUCCAUGUGAGAGUCUUAAUCCUAUUUCCAUAUACAGCUAAAGGAUUUAAUGCUUAACUUGCUAUAAAAUCCUCAUUGCUAAAAAACGGGCAUAAGUACCUGAGAAGUGCUGUGUGAAUAGAACUUUGCAUUGGUCAAAUAAUUAUGUAAUUUUGGUUUGGGAUUUUUUAAUUUAUUUUUUUUCUCACCAAAAUGAAAAGACAGCAAUGUAAUGCAUUAGCCAUGGAAGGUCAUCCUCGGUCCCCCUUGAAUCGUCCUGCUGGAGCUCUUCUACUCGGCUUGAAAUUCCUAAAUAACAAUUAUUUAGCAUGCUGGCUCUGGUGUUUAGCAAGGAGAUAAACUACUUGGAAGCAAGAGCUGCUCACUGAAAUAGCUGGAAUUUUUUGUAUGUGGUAGAAACCCAAUGUGAGAAGGUUUUGUUCCCCCUUGCCACUCAAUUGUGUUGUAAAGUGAGGGUUGAGCCAACCUGCCAGGAGGUGAAAAUGGUGAUUUGUAAGUACUGUUGUUAUCUUGGAUGAUUUCCCACACAAGUGAGUAAACUGUCCUGAGACUAAA